GCCGUUUCCAGCGUUGGCGGCGUGCAAGGAGCAUUAAAUGUUUAUUGUAAAUUUGUUCGGCACAGCUUAAAAGUUAUGUUUAUGUUUAUAAGAACUGUAAGCUAAUAGCCACGCGCGCGAGUUUUCCUUGUAUGAGCGGCAAGCGCACACGUAGCUUUAAAUGCGCUGUGCAUCAUCGGGAUCGCGAGGUCUGCUCUGAAAACGACUUUCAGUUGGUGCUUAACGAGCCACCGUUUUUUAAGAAAAUGGUACACGUUGUGGCUGUGGAGAUUUUACCAGAGGAGCGCGACCGCAAGUACUAUGCGGAUCGAUAUACCUGUUGUCCGCCGCCGUUCUUCAUUAUACUGGUGACAAUCAUUGAACUUGGAUUUUUUGUAUAUCAUACGUUGGUCGUUGGCGAGGCCGCACCCACGGGUCCUAUACCCACCGACUCCUUAUUCAUUUAUAGACCGGACAAACGGCAUGAAAUCUGGCGCUUUCUUCUCUAUAUGAUGGUGCACGCUGGCUGGUUCCAUCUGGGAUUCAAUGUGAUGGUGCAGCUGCUCUUUGGCCUACCGCUCGAAAUGGUACAUGGCUCGUCGCGCAUUGCUUGCAUAUAUUUUUCGGGCGUGCUGGCCGGCUCCUUGGGCACCAGCAUUUUCGACCCGGACGUGUUUCUUGUUGGCGCCAGUGGCGGCGUCUAUGCGCUUUUGGCCGCACAUCUGGCCAAUGUCUUGCUCAACUACCAUCAGAUGCGAUACGGCGUCAUGCGUCUGGCGUGUAUACUUAUAUUUGCCUCGUUUGAUUUUGGUUUUGCAAUUUAUGCGCGGUACGCGGGAGAAGAAUCGCUUACCAGUACGCUCUCAACUACGCUGGUCAGUUCAGAUGCUGUUUCGUAUGUCGCGCAUUUGGCAGGCGCUGUAGCGGGACUUACAAUUGGCCUUUUGGUGCUGAAGAACUUCGAGCAGAAGCUGCACGAACAGCUUCUCUGGUGGAUCGCUUUGGGCAUUUACACUGCCUGCGUUGUUUUUGCUAUUGCCUUCAAUGUGCUCAAUGGGGUUUUCAACAUGCGCAUGGAGAAUAUUCGAUUCACCGAAACAUACUUCAAUGACUUCCAAGUCUGAGCUUGGCCUAGCUUUAAGUUGCCUUGUUUUUUGAACGCCAGCGCUGGAUUAUGAUGGCAAUUAUGUUUUUGUUUUGGUUGUUAACAUUUUCGUUAAUUUGUUUUUGUUUCUUAACUGGCAAGUGAAUUGUUUUUUUCUUUGAUUGAAUGCGGGCAAUGCACGCAGUGUCAGUAUCUAUUUAUCAUGUAUAAUAUAUAUUA
This is a messenger RNA of Scaptodrosophila lebanonensis, 1303 nucleotides long. RefSeq names its product protein rhomboid-like. Gene Ontology annotation, cellular component: membrane. The transcript is spliced from 4 exons. Lineage: Eukaryota; Metazoa; Arthropoda; Insecta; Diptera; Drosophilidae. The record is from RefSeq and is a predicted model, not a curated record. Gene Ontology annotation, molecular function: serine-type endopeptidase activity. The coding region runs from base 132 to 1103 and encodes 323 amino acids.